AUCUCUCCCGACGAUGAUUAGCUUACAUGCAGCAGUGACGUGAGAUCAUGCUGUCCUAAUCACAAUUUUAGAUCUAUAAAAUAAUACAUUCAUAAAUAAAAAAGGAUUUUAUUUUGACUAUUGACUUUUUCUAUAAACCGCCACAUCCUGCCGCCAGGAGGCGCUCGGCGCUGUGAACGACGCCAUUACGUGAUUUUCGUGCAGUCCAAAAAUCACGCGACUUUUUCUCAAUUCAAAAUUUUGCAACUAAAGUAAGAAAAUUACGUUGAUAUGGGUAAAAGGAAGCGGUCAGACGAUUCUAGUGUUGAAAAACUAUUAAAAAAGGUGAAAAAGUUAGUGAAAAAGAAAAAACGACGAAUUUCGUCAUCUUCCUCGGAAAGUUCCUUGUCAGGCAAUGAGCCGGAAAUUACCGACGAUAUUCCGAUCCCGGAUGAACUUAAUCUUGUGGCUUCGAGCCCCGAAGGCCCUGAAGAGGUCUCAACUGAAGUAGCCCUGGACCCAGAAGUCCUAAACCUUCUCGGCUCAGACCCGUCAAGUACCAAAGUGUAUGGAGAUAACCUCCACAAAGACUUAGCUACUAGGUGGCGCCAUACGCUUAUUAAUGGCUUGGCGAAAGAGGAGAAAGCAGACAUGUUGCAGAUAUACCUGCCACCUGAAAACUGCCAACAGAUGAAGGCUCCUAUUUUAAACCCAGAGAUAAAAUCCGCCAUCUCCGAAGUAAAUGUAAAAAAGGACAUCUACAGCGAGUCCAAACAGAAUCAGAUGGCCAGCUGCAUCGCAGCAAUUGGGAAGGCCCUUAGUUUGACCUUGCCGCUCACUGGGCAAGUACCUCAAGAAUUAAUAAAAACCUUAAGCGAUGCAGGCAGGUUGCUGUGUGACACCCAUUACAGGGAGUCUCUGUCACGAAGAUUUGCUAUUGUCAAUGUACUAAGUAAACAGAAGAGAGACAUCCUAAAGAACACAAAGAUAGAUAAUUACCUCUUCGGCACCGACCUCUCUGAGCAGUUAAAGUCAUCAAAAGCCAUAAACCAGUCCGCUUCGGAGCUGAAGUUGAGUACCAACAAACCAUUCAAUCAGCAGCGGACACAGCAAUUUCACCGGCAAGGACCUUUAAACGCAAGGGGGGCACCGCGGGCGCCGGCCACCGAGCAGCGGGUGCAUCCCCAACCUCGGCGCCCUCCACCAGCACCGCCAGCACAGCGGGAACAGCGCCGCGGGACGGCGACUCGACCACGGGCCUCGAACUACUCGCAUCCUCGCCGCCGCUAGCGCAACCACCACAGAGAGGCGCAUCCCCUCCACAGGGACCUCAAAUUGAUGGCCGGGAAAUUAUCAAGCAAGCAUUGCUAAGUCGUGGAGCCCCGGAAGAGUCACUUGAUAUUAUGAUGGCCUCUUUCUCUAAAAAUACCUUAACUCAAUACAACCAUAUUUUAAA
Molecule: messenger RNA, 1435 nt
Organism: Helicoverpa zea (corn earworm)
Lineage: Eukaryota; Metazoa; Arthropoda; Insecta; Lepidoptera; Noctuidae
Exons: 3
Coding region: 271-1269 (332 amino acids)
Source: RefSeq, a predicted model, not a curated record